Poecilia reticulata (guppy) is the source of this 6523-nucleotide messenger RNA. The record is from RefSeq and is a predicted model, not a curated record. Lineage: Eukaryota; Metazoa; Chordata; Actinopteri; Cyprinodontiformes; Poeciliidae.
GGGCCCUGCACCUCCUUCAUCCUCCUCCUCCUCCUCUGACUCAGUUGCAGUGAAGCAGCCAGCCGGUGGAGGAACGCAGCUGGUCCUGAUGCAGCAGCACAACUGAAGUGAAACCACCAAGCAUCCAACAUGAGGGGGGCCGCGGUCCUCAUCGUCAUCAUCAUCACCGCCGCCGCCGGGUUCUGGGCCGUCUCUGCUCAGCCAGAACUUCAACUUUCCGAGUGUCAAAACGCCACAUUGGGGGACAUCGUCUUCCUAAUCGACAGCUCCGGUAGCAUCGGCGAGGAAAACAUUAGGAUAAUCCGCGCCUUUCUCAGAAAUGUCAUCCAGAACCUCGACAUUGGCCCUGAUAAAGUACAGGUCGGCUUGGCGCUGUACGCAAACAGUCCCAAGAAGGAGUUCCUGCUGAAAGACCACAUGGACAGGACAGCCGUGUUGGACGCAGUGGAGCAAAUUGCUUUCCUUCGCGGUGGCACAAACACGGGCAAGGCCUUGGACUUCAUCCGGGAGGAAUACUUUACGGCUGAGGCAGGGAGCAGAGCCAGGCAGCAUGUUCCUCAGAUCGCUGUGCUCUUGACUGAUGGAAACUCCGACGAUUCUGUGUCCAUACCCGCCAAGCGUCUCCGGGACCUCAACGUCUUUGUGUUUGUCAUUGGAGUGUCUCAGGUCAAUUCUAAUCAGCUGAAGAUCAUCGCCAACUACCCACCAGAAGACUACAUCCUGACCACCAACAGCUUCCAGACUCUGCAGAGUCUAAGAAACACUCUGCUGGAAACCGUGUGCUCCUCCCUGCAGAUCCAGAAAAUAGCUUUGGCCCAUAAAUUUGCAGACAUCUUUCUCCUGGUGGACAGCGCCUUAAGUCCACGACAGUUCACCUUUUUCAGGAAUGAGCUGAUCAGAUUUAUCGACCAGAUAGACGCUGGACAGUCAAGGUACCAUGUCGGCUUGGCUCAGUAUCGCCAGGAUGUACAGACUGAGUUCUAUCUAAACGCUCAUAAAACUAAACCGCAGUACACAAGAGCACUGAGAAGCAUUCAACAGCUGCCACAAACUGGCCAAGCACCGAACCUGGAACGUGCUCUGAGGUACGCAGGUGAUAACUUUUUCCUCCCUGAAAAUGGCGGCCGUGCAAACGAAGGAGCUGAACAGUUUUUGGUUGUUGUUGUUGGAGAAAAGCCGAAGGGACUCUUAUAUUCGGCCGGUCAAGCUGUCAGAUCCCAAGGGGUGUCUGUUGUAGGCAUGAGUUCGGGUGCGUCAGUGCAAAGCUUGCUAAGCUUUGCGGACAUUGCCUUUGGCAAUCUGAGGAUCACUCAGCUGAAGGAUAUCUUCACCAGCCAAGAAGUGGAAACAGCCAUUGAAGACUGUCAGAGAGUCAACACUGCAGACGUCGUCUUCAUCAUCGAUGAGUCAGGAGGCAUCGGGAACAACAACUUCCAGCUCAUCCAGAGCUUUGUGCAGUCGCUUAUCGGCAGCCUGAACGUCAAUCAGACGGGAGUCAGAGUGGGAAUUGUUACCUACAACGAGGCUCCCAAGGCCCACGCUUAUCUCGACAGCUUCCAGGACCGAACAGAAGCUCAGCAGUUCAUCAAGUUGCUCCGUUACCGCGGCGGUGGCUCCAACACUGGAGCUGCUCUGCGGUUUGCCCUGGAGUCAGUCUUCAAAGGGAGGGGCAGCAGGGAGGAUGUGCAGAAGGUAGCUAUCGUGGUCACAGACAGUAAAUCCCAGGACAGCAUGAAGGAAGCGGUGGCAGAGCUACAUUGGUUUCCAGUCAGAGUUUUUGCAAUAGGAGUAAAUGAGAAGACACCAGACCUGUACGACAUGGCGUCUUAUCCCACCAACAGGCACGUUUUUGCUGUGGACAAUUUCAUGCAACUGAAACCCCUGAGGAAAGUCAUGCAGAAGAGUAUCUGCAGUGCCAUCAUUCAGGGCUCCGUCAACUCCUUUAAAAACAGCGCCGACAUCAAGGAAGCAUGCUAUCAGAAGGAUGAAGCAGACAUCAUCUUCCUCAUUGAUGAUUCAGACAAYAUCGAUUCCUCUGACCUGUCUGACACAAAGAAGUUCAUCACUAACUUUCUUGGAGAAUUUCGUGACAGACUCGAUCAUAUUCGCAUCGGGCUUGUGAAAUACUCCAACUCAGCUCGGGUUGCGUUUGACCGGAUGUCACUCUUAGACGUGAGCAAAGCUCUGAAUAACGUUAAUCAUGAAGGGGGUCGGACCAACACAGGAAGAGCCCUCACAUUCAUGGAAAGUUAUUUCAAGAUGGUACCCUACAGUCAGGGUUCGACGUAUCUGAUAGUCAUCACUGCAGGAGACUCCGAAGACAGCAUCAGAGGUCCAGCAGAGAAAAUAAGGGCGCAAGGCGUCAUGGUCUUUGCUGUUGGCGUAAAGAGGUCAAACAAAGCUCAACUGCAGGAGAUCUCUGGUGAUCCAGACAGGACCUUUAAAGUCAGAGAUUACCAUUUCCUCAAGUGGAUCAAAAACGAUAUUCUAAGACCAAUCUGUGGACCAGCAGUUUGUGAGGACGCUCCCAGCGACGUCAUCUUCUUAACUGAGAGCUCAGAGAGAAUCUCUGCAGAAGACUUUAGGAAAAUGAAAGAAUUUAUGAAAUCUGUCGUUACCAAGUCUAUUGUGGGCUUGAAUGACAUGCGUGUGGGUGUCAUGCAAUUCAGCACUAGGACAAAAGUAGAGUUUCGUCUGAACCAGUACUUCAGCAAGGAUGAAAUACUGGAAGCCAUCGAUAACAUGAAGCAGCAAAAUGGUGGGGUUGAAACAGGAAGGGCCCUCACCGAAGUUUCCCAGUUCUUCAGUGAGGCGGAAGGAGGACGUCCUACACUGAGGCAGAACCUGGUGCUGAUCACCUUCAACAAGGCAACUGAUGAAUUCAAAGGUCCAGCAAAGGCUCUGAGGCAAAAAGGAGUGUUAAUAUUUUCAAUUGGAGUGGUGAACAGUAACUACAGUCAGCUGUACGAAAUCAGUAGCUCUUCAGACAAAGUCAUCAACGAAGUAAAUGUUGAUCUAAUAAGUGAACUGGACGGCAUGCUGGCCUUGAAGUUCUGCGAUCCACACAGAGAUUGUAAGAAGAUUGAAAAGGCUGAUAUAAUAUUCCUGGUGGAUGGCUCAGGAAGCAUAGAAAACCGCUUCAGAAGCAUGCAAGUGUUUAUGGAGUCUGUAGUGAACCGGAGCAUAGUCAGCAGGGACUCUACCCGUUUUGGAGCCAUUCUUUUCUCCAACGAACCUAAAAUCAAGUUUACUCUGAAUAACUACAGCUCCAAAGGAGACAUUCGUAAUGCUAUAAAAGCUCUGGUGCCGCCAAAAGAUAACACACACACCAGCGAAGCUUUGGAAUAUUCACUGCAGUUCUUUAACGAGGAACACGGUGGAAGGAGAAGUUUCCGAGUUCCUCAGAUUCUCAUGGUGAUCACAGAUGGGGCAGCCACAAACCCUGAUAACCUAAGAGAAAAUUCUAAUGCGCUGCGAGCCAAUAACAUUACUGUCUUCAGUAUAGGUGUAGAGAACGCAAACAAGAAUGAGCUGCUGAUCAUGGCGGGAAAUAAUCAAUCCAAUGUCUUCUAUGUGGAUAAAUUUGACCAGCUGGAGACUCUGUACCAACAAAUUUCUGGAGUCAUCUGCAGUAUCACCAAACAUCCUUGUGAACUGAUGGACCUGGUCUUUCUGAUUGAUCGCUCUGGCAGCAUCACCUCCGCGAAUCACAAUACUGUGAAAAACUUCACAGCAGAAAUUGUGAUGAGGUUGGAAAUCAGUGAUAAACUUACCCACAUUGGACUCGCGCAGUUCAGUGCAGAUUUCCGACAUGAGUUUUACCUCAAUGAUUACUACUCUGAAAAGGACAUAGUUGAUCACAUAAAGAUGAUAAGAUAUUCAGGAGGAGAAACCUACCUCGGCAGAGCCCUGAGGUCAAUGAAGCAGUACUUCAGCCCGUUGCGAGGCAGCCGCAUCCAGGGGAAAGUGCCCCAGACUCUAGUGCUGCUUUCGGAUGGUAAUUCUUACGAUGAAGUGGAAAAUCCAGCCAAUGAACUCAGAGCACUUGGCAUUGAUAUAUUUGCUGUAGCAAUUGGAGAUGUUUAUCGAACCCAGCUCCUUAAGAUCACUGGUGACCCACGAAAAAUGAUUGGUGUUGGUGACAUAAACAACCUGCCAAACUUCAAGACGAAGGUGGUUGAUGCCAUUUGUAAGGAGGAGGAGAAGCCUGUUCCCCCUACUGUUCCCCCUCGUCCUCCUGUUCCCACUAUUGUUCCCUCUCGUCCUCCCUCCGUUGAAAACUGCACCAUCGACAUCGCCGUAGGGUUUGAUAUUUCUGAAGGUACUGUCAAUGUGCCGCUUUUCAGACUUGUUAGGCCCCUCCAGGAAAUCGUCCAUUACGUAGCUAAGGUGAACGACCUGUGUUGCUCGGCUUCUGUCCCCACCCGGAUCUCCUUCAGCAUCAUAGAUGUAGAUGGCAGCUCCUUGUUCGACAGAAACUUUGAGGCUUUCAAGGAGGAUGUUCUGAGGAGCGUCAUGUACUUUUCAUGGUCCAGGGCCACUUCCUUCAACACUGCCAUGCUGAAAUAUUUCAGGGCCAAGUUUGAGUCCAAAUCCAAAGCAAAAGUCAAGGUGCUGCUGAUUUUCUCUGAUGGACUUGAUGAACACGUGGCGACACUGAAGCAGGAAUCUGAGCGGCUAAGAGCCUCUGGAGUCAGCGCCCUGUUCGCCGUGGCCUUGAAGGACGCGGCUGCCCCGCAGCUCCAGAUGGUCGAGUUUGGACGGGGAUACUACUACCAGGCUCCUCUGAGUAUCAGAGACCUGAGCAUCAGCAGCACCAUCCUGCAACAGAUGAGCUCAGUAGCGGAUCGGGUUUGCUGCAACGUUUCGUGUAAAUGUUCAGGACCUCCAGGCCCUCAUGGUCCUCCUGGGCAAUCUGGAACAAAGGGCUCGCCUGGUCCGAAGGGCCACGGCGGCUAUCCUGGAGACGAAGGCUCUCAUGGCAGACGAGGGCCUCCGGGGCUGACGGGGCCCCAGGGCAUCCAGGGAUGUCCGGGAACCAGAGGACCGAAGGGAUCUCACAGCUUCUCUGGAGACAGGGGUGAAGAUGGAGAAGAUGGACUGAGUGGGGUGGAUGGAGAACAGGGAACGGAGGGGGUUGAUGGGAUGAAAGGACAGAAAGGAGAUCCUGGGAGUCAGGGAAUCCCAGGGAUCAGAGGCGAGGAAGGACUGAAAGGAGACCGAGGCCUGAGAGGAGAUCCGGGCGAGCCGGGGCGCGACAACCUGACACCAGGACCCGGAGGAGAACCUGGCAACCAGGGCGACCCGGGGACGCCUGGACGGCAGGGACGUCCCGGGACGGACGGAGUGGACGGGAACCCGGGUCGGGACGGGAGACGAGGCGCCAGCGGCUCCACGGGCGCACCUGGAGACGAAGGGAGACGAGGACCACCAGGUGUGCCAGGAGCUUCAGGUCCAAAGGGACCCAGAGGGACCAGAGGCCUGCAGGGACCAAAAGGGAUGCUGGGGUUUCCUGGACGGCAGGGUGACCCGGGACGCGCUGGAGGACCGGGAGGCGGAGGACGACCCGGUGCCAACGGACAGAAGGGCCAGCCUGGAGAGCCGGGCCCCCAGGGGGCAGCGGGGCCGCGGGGGCCCCUGGGGCCGCCGGGUGAGGAAGGGCGAGACGCUGCAGGACCUCCAGGACCCGCAGGGGCAAAGGGGUCGGAUGGUUUCCCUGGUUACCCCGGUCCGUCGGGUCCGAAGGGAGAGAAGGGAACCAGAGGAUUUCCGGGGGGCAGAGGGAGCCGAGGUCGAGAGGGAAACUCGGGCGGAACCGGACAGCCCGGCGAGCCCGGAGAGCCCGGAUUCCCCGGACGCAGAGGCCGGCGAGGCGCUCCUGGAAACGCAGGACAAACUGAGUGCGAGCUGAUCUCCUACAUCAGGGACCACUGUGCUUGUUCCCACGAUCCGCCCCGCUGCCCCGCCGUCCCCACUGAGCUGGUCUUCGCCCUGGACAUGUCGGAGGACGUGACGUCGGCGGACUUCGAGGACCAGCGGCGGGCCGUCCUCUCCCUGCUGCAGGACGUCAACAUGGCGGAGAGCAACUGUCCGGCCGGCGCGCGCGUGUCGGUGGUGGCGUUCAGCCGGCACACCCGCCACCUGAUCCGCCUGCAGGAGCACCGCCGCAGGGCGCCGCUGCUGGAGGCGGUGCAGAGCCUGGCCUGGGAGCGCACCGCCGAGCGCCGCCACCUCGGCGCCGCCAUGCUGUUCGUGGGCCGGAACGUCUUCAAGCGGGUCCGGCCCGGGAAGACGACCCGAAAGGUGGCCGUGUUCUUCGCCGGCGGCCAGACGCAGGACCCCGACGACGUUCUGACCGCCGUGAUGGAGCUCCGGGCGCAGAACGUCGCUUCCGCCGUCAUCGCUCUGAGGAACGCGCCCAGGAUCAGCCGGGCCUUGGAGGUGGGUCGGGUUCUGGAAGGGGGGCCACCUUUCGGAUCCAAAUAAGGGACGCCCCCCACAGCGCGGCGCCCUGGGCCGCUGC